AUGUAUAAUGUGUUACAUAAUGUCAGCGCCGUUGUUGACAUUAAUACAACAUCGGGUGUCGUACGCGGACAGACCAUUCAUAUACAGACUAAACUAUUGGACGCUAAGAUUGAUCAAUGGUUAGGCAUACCAUAUGCCGAACCACCUGUCGGUGACCUAAGGUUUACAUAUCCGGUGCCAUACAAACACAGUAUAGAUGUGAUCGACGCUACCAAAGCCAUGAGCUCAUGUAUGCAAACAUUUUCUGAAAGUUCACGCAAUCUGUAUGGAAACCUGACGUUCAGCGAGGACUGUCUGUUUGUUAACAUAUGGAGACAGACACCCCAAACAUCACAAAAACAUCAGGCGCUAAGUUAUACUAACAGAUCGUGUAAUCUGAAACCGGUUAUGUUUUGGAUACACGGAGGCGGACUAAAAUCUGGUUCAAUAUUUGGCAAAAUAUAUAAUGGUUCGGCACUGGCAGCACAGGGAGUAGUGAUAGUAUCAGUUAAUUAUCGAUUGGGACCGUUAGGUUUUAUGUUUGGUGACAGUGAUCAGGCACCGGGUAAUGUCGGUUUCUAUGAUCAACUGUUGGCCAUGAAAUGGGUCAAUGAUAACAUACACCGGUUUGGUGGCGACAGAGAUCGGGUAACAAUUUUCGGACAGUCAUCCGGCAGUUCAUCAGUUAUGCUGCACAUACUGUCGCCGAAGUCAAAAGGAUUGUUUCGCAGAGCUAUUAUGGAAAGCGGAUCGUUUAUGUACAACAAGGACAGGGAUGUAGUCAGCAAACAGGAGUCGCUGCGAAAAUCUCAUGAAUUAGCCGUUUUGUUCAAUUGUUUAGAUCCUAACCAAUGGAUACAGUGUUUGCGUCGGGUGUCGGCCCAGGAG
This is a messenger RNA of Oppia nitens, 867 nucleotides long. RefSeq names its product acetylcholinesterase-like. Lineage: Eukaryota; Metazoa; Arthropoda; Arachnida; Sarcoptiformes; Oppiidae. The transcript has 3 exons. The record is from RefSeq and is a predicted model, not a curated record. The annotation marks the transcript as partial.